Molecule: messenger RNA, 1328 nt
Organism: Nerophis lumbriciformis (worm pipefish)
Lineage: Eukaryota; Metazoa; Chordata; Actinopteri; Syngnathiformes; Syngnathidae
Gene: plpbp
Product: pyridoxal phosphate binding protein
Cellular component (GO): intracellular anatomical structure
Molecular function (GO): pyridoxal phosphate binding
Source: RefSeq, a predicted model, not a curated record
UUUGAAAGGCGAUUGUCGUCACCGGGCACGUCUCACUUGACGUCACGUGGUAGUAUGUGGAGAGUAGCAAUGUCGGAGGAGCUAGGCAAGGCGCUACAGUCGGUGGUGGAGCGGGUCAACCAGGCGGCCUCGCGGCGGCCCAAGACGCUACCAGAUGUGCCGCCCCGGCUCGUGGCAGUCAGCAAAACCAAACCCCCAGAGAUGGUGGUGGAGGCCUACAGGCAAGGACAGCGGAACUUUGGGGAAAAUUAUGUUAACGAACUCGUGGACAAAGCCUCGGACCCUGUGAUUUUAGAUUCCUGCCCGGAAAUCAAGUGGCAUUUCAUCGGUCAUCUACAGAAGAAUAACGUCAACAAACUUUUGGGUGUGCCCAACCUGUUCCUGGUGGAGACGGUGGAUUCGGCGAAACUGGCCGACAAGGUCAACAGCUCGUGGCAGCGCAUCAGAGGAGCGAGCACGCAGAGGUUAAAGGUCAUGGUGCAGCUCAACACCAGCGGCGAACAGAGUAAACACGGCCUCCCGCCGGAGCAGACGGUGGACACGGUCCAGCACAUCCUGUCCAAAUGCUCCGCCCUGCAGUUCUUGGGACUGAUGACCAUCGGGCGCUACGGCUACAAUCUCACCCUCGGCCCAAAUCCAGACUUCCAGAUGCUUCUGAGUCGGCGGCAGGAAGUCUGUGACAAUCUGAAGCUGACACUACAGGAAGUGGAGCUCAGCAUGGGCAUGUCCACAGAUUUUGAACACGCGAUUGAGGUGGGAUCCACCAACGUGCGAGUGGGCAGCAUCAUCUUCGGCAACAGGGAGUAUCCCAACAGCGCCGCUAACACUCCCGUUCCCAGUCCCGCUCCCAGUCCGGAGAAAACCUCCAAAACGGUGUCGGAAGAGGCCGCCAAGAAGAUGCAGCACCUCACAGUAUCCGAACACUAACCAUGUUUGUCGGAGGAGUAAUCAAAGUUGUUCAACUGAUGACUCCUCGCACACGUGGAGUUACAAAGUCUUGUGUGUUUUCCAGACUAUUUCAUUUUUUGGAUCUCUUAGAUGCGAUGACAUUUUAGUGGCUCACAGGUGUUGAUAAUUACCUCUGCUACUUUGAGCGGUGCGAAGAACGAGGUGAGAGAUGACGCCAGUCGGUACGUAACAAGGUCCACGGAGAAGGGUACAAUUUAAUCUGCUACUCUUUGUUCGACUUUUAUUGAAGAGGCCAGGGGCCUCAUGUAAUAAAAGUUGUGUGGAUUUCCUACUGAAAUUUGGCCGAUGCUUAAAUCCAGAAAAUGUUGUACGCACAAACAGUUUCAGAUGUAUUAAAGUGUGCGCACGCAUGAAUCCAA